AUGCGCUCGCAUCGAUUAACCGCAUUCAUUCUGCUGUCACUGGCAAUUGCGGCUGUUGUGGCAAUGCCACUUAAAAGGCAAAACGCACGCCUACGCCCGCUUGCGCAUUCAGCGCGGCAGGUGGUCGCGACCACAGCACAGCCAGUGCAAGCGAAAACAGGCUACCCGCCGAGCGGCUUUCGACCACGUAUUCCCUUCGAGUUGCCAAAUGAACGCCAGCCCAAAGUGUUACCAGAUGUGACCAGUACGACAGUGGCAACAGCGAAGCCGGAAGAAGCGACGACAACACUGCCAGAGGAGACAGCUAGAACUGGCGGCAUAAAUGUUGAUGUAGAGGUAGUUGUCGAGAGCGAAGGCAAAGUGCAGAAUGACAGACAAGCACCAAGCACCAACGAAAUACCUACUGCUGAUGCAGCACACGAAAUCGAGGUUGUGGUAGAUGAGGUAAACCCAGCGGAUGAAGUGGAGGCCCACACACCCGCGAUCGAAUAUGGACCACCAGUGGAUGAGACCAAUGCGAGCGUAGGUGAUGAUAGCGCAACAACCGCAGAACCCGUCGGCCACUUUCAGCCGCCAAACCGAGAAGCCGAAGAAUUCGGUGCACCCACGCUCGACACGAUCGACACUGCCGCUGGCAUUGAUGCUGGCAGUGCUGCUGGUGAUGCUAACGCUGAUGCUCCCGUUCAGCCUGUUGCUGAUUUUCCAAUGUCAUCAGCGGCGGCAGCGCCCAUCACGCCUAAUGUGGCGGAGAGUGAACACGAUGAUUCGAGCGCUGCGCCAAUCGACGUGAGCGGCGAGUUAGAUGGGCAAGCUGCAGAACAGCAUGAGCCGGCAGUCACCUACGGACCGCCAUCGUCAAGCGGGGCUGAUGAAGAGGCACGAUUACCCGCGGAUACCUAUGGGCCGCCGGGUGGUGCUGACGCUGAUGCUAUUACAUCGCCUGAAGCGGAGGAAGAGGAGUUCGGUGUGGAACUGAACGAAUUGGAGCCUGCGGAAACUUCGGAAGAAGCCGACUUGACAGCAGAGCAAAUCGAAUUGCUUAACGGCUUAAGCGAGCUGCAGAGUGGACGUCUGAUCUUUGUGCCAGCCGAUGGCAGCAAUUUCCGACAGAUUUUUUUCGCAGCGCCUUCGCCACAGCAACGGCGCGCUGGCAGAAAUGAACGCUUUGUACGUUUAUAGGUUAUGUUUUUGUAAUGUUAACUGAUAUUUGUUUUUGUUUGUAUGUGUGUAGUGUUUGUAAUUAAAUA
Rhagoletis zephyria (snowberry fruit fly) is the source of this 1247-nucleotide messenger RNA. RefSeq lists its product as uncharacterized. The record is from RefSeq and is a predicted model, not a curated record. Lineage: Eukaryota; Metazoa; Arthropoda; Insecta; Diptera; Tephritidae.